AUGGAAAAAUGCCGAUCCAAGAACCCCACUCCAGGUUUCGGUGCCUUGCUCAAGGAGGUGUGGGAGCUGUCCUCAGGUGAGCUGCUCCUGUCCGUCCUGUUUGACGUGGAGAUCAUGUCUGUGACCUUUGACCCCUGCGAGUACUUCCUGUUCUGUGGAGGCAGCGAUGGAAACAUUUUCCAGGUGUCUCUGUGCAGCCAGAGUCUCAGUCAGGAUAAAGCGUUCCAGUCCGACAGCGAAGGGAACCAGGUCUUCAAAGGACACAGGAACUUGGUGACGUGUCUCUCGGUGUCGAUGGACGGGACGCUCCUCCUCUCCGGGUCACAUGAUGAAACUGUCCGACUGUGGGACAUUCAGAGCAAACAGAGCAUCCGGUGCCUCGCCCACAAAGGUCCAGUGACGAACGCCGUCAUCAUGGCAGCUCCGGCUAACAUGUUCCUGCCCGACAGUCGGCCCGCCGUCCCUCUGCCACGCUUCAGCCGACACCUGCAUGCCUCCGAGGGCGGAGAGUCCGGAGAGGUGUGUGUCCGACUUGGACGCUACACACAGGAGGAGGAGGAGACUUACCUGCAGAAAGCUGAUAGGCUGAACUCUCUGAUGAAUGCUGUGACCGACAAGUCCGUGUUUGGUGACGGCGAGAACACGAAGGUUCGAGUUGCUGAGCUUGAAGAGGAAGUUCAGACUCUGAAGAAGGUCAACAAAGAUCUGUAUGACUUCUCCAGUCAGCUGCUCACCAAACCCACAUAAACACACACACACACACACACAUGCACAGAUGUACACACACACACACACACGCACAGAUGUACACAUAUAUUUGAACACUCUGUGAUGGUUUACGUUGUCAGAAAAUAAAGGACUUUUGUUUUGGUAGUA
Epinephelus moara (kelp grouper) is the source of this 876-nucleotide messenger RNA. It is a transcript of the gene wdr18, whose product is annotated as WD repeat domain 18. NCBI's taxonomy places the organism in Eukaryota, Metazoa, Chordata, Actinopteri, Perciformes, Serranidae. The record is from RefSeq and is a predicted model, not a curated record. The coding region runs from base 1 to 747 and encodes 248 amino acids. Gene Ontology annotation, molecular function: protein binding. The transcript is spliced from 7 exons. Gene Ontology annotation, cellular component: nuclear pre-replicative complex. Gene Ontology annotation, biological process: DNA-templated DNA replication; rRNA processing.